Messenger RNA from Pongo pygmaeus (Bornean orangutan), 1703 nucleotides. It is a transcript of the gene GABRR2, whose product is annotated as gamma-aminobutyric acid type A receptor subunit rho2. Lineage: Eukaryota; Metazoa; Chordata; Mammalia; Primates; Hominidae. Gene Ontology annotation, cellular component: membrane. Gene Ontology annotation, molecular function: GABA-A receptor activity; extracellular ligand-gated monoatomic ion channel activity. The transcript is spliced from 9 exons. The record is from RefSeq and is a predicted model, not a curated record. The coding region runs from base 16 to 1413 and encodes 465 amino acids. Gene Ontology annotation, biological process: monoatomic ion transmembrane transport.
ACAGACGUCCACAAAAUGCCUUAUUUUACAAGACUCAUUUUGUUCUUGUUUUGCUUGAUGGUUCUCGUGGAGAGCAGAAAGCCCAAGAGGAAGCGAUGGACAGGGCAGGUGGAAAUGCCCAAGCCAAGUCACUUAUAUAAGAAGAACCUUGAUGUGACCAAGAUCCGGAAGGGAAAGCCUCAGCAGCUUCUCAGAGUGGACGAGCACGACUUCAGCAUGAGGCCCGCCUUUGGAGGCCCUGCCAUCCCGGUGGGCGUGGACGUGCAGGUGGAGAGCCUGGACAGCAUCUCCGAGGUGGACAUGGACUUCACUAUGACCCUGUACCUGCGGCAUUACUGGAAGGAUGAGAGGCUAGCUUUCUCCAGUGCCAGCAACAAGAGCAUGACCUUCGAUGGCCGGCUGGUGAAGAAGAUCUGGGUCCCUGAUGUUUUCUUUGUUCACUCCAAAAGAUCGUUCACUCAUGACACCACCACUGACAACAUCAUGCUGAGGGUGUUCCCAGAUGGACACGUGCUGUACAGCAUGAGGAUUACGGUCACUGCCAUGUGCAACAUGGACUUCAGCCACUUUCCCCUGGACUCCCAGACCUGUUCUUUGGAGCUGGAGAGCUAUGCCUAUACAGAUGAAGAUCUGAUGCUGUACUGGAAGAAUGGGGAUGAAUCCCUAAAGACAGAUGAGAAGAUCUCCUUGUCUCAGUUUCUGAUUCAGAAAUUUCACACAACUUCCAGACUGGCCUUCUACAGCAGCACUGGCUGGUACAACCGUCUGUACAUUAACUUCACGUUGCGUCGCCACAUCUUCUUCUUCUUGCUGCAAACAUAUUUCCCUGCCACUCUGAUGGUCAUGCUGUCCUGGGUGUCCUUCUGGAUUGACCGCAGAGCUGUGCCCGCCAGAGUUUCACUGGGUAUCACGACAGUGCUGACCAUGUCCACCAUCAUCACGGGCGUGAACGCCUCCAUGCCGCGCGUCUCCUACGUCAAGGCCGUGGACAUCUACCUCUGGGUCAGCUUUGUGUUCGUGUUCCUCUCGGUGCUGGAGUACGCGGCUGUCAACUACCUGACCACCGUGCAGGAGCGCAAGGAACGGAAACUGCCGGAGAAGUUCCCGUGCAUGUGUGGAAUGCUUCAUUCAAAAACCAUGAUGCUGGAUGGAAGCUACAGUGAGUCUGAGGCCAACAGCCUGGCUGGGUACCCCAGAAGUCAUAUCCUGACGGAAGAAGAAAGGCAAGACAAAAUAGUGGUCCACCUGGGCCUGAGUGGUGAAGCCAACGCUGCCAGAAAGAAGGGGCUUCUGAAGGGCCAGAUGGGUUUUCGUAUCUUCCAGAAUACCCAUGCCAUUGACAAAUACUCUAGGUUGAUAUUCCCUGCCUCCUACAUAUUUUUCAACUUAAUUUAUUGGUCAGUGUUUUCCUAGGGGCUCCAAGGCUGUUCCUAGAAGAGGGCAUAGACAUCGAGGGGGCCUGGCCAGUCAUUGACAGAUGGACUUGUCGACCACACGCCCCUCACCAGACAAUGCAGCAGCUACUAGACCACCCUGAGCAGCACUCAUCUCUCAGAGAAGCCCAGAAGCCUUCCAGCUGCCCUGACCCCAGACCUCGUGGGGCUGCUCCAGGUUCAUGCUAUGUCUCGCAUCACACUUCACGUCUCUCUGGGACCUUCUGUUCUUGUGUGUGAACUAGUUCACAAGAACUCCCCUCCUAUAAA